AUGGAGACCCCAAACAGUCUCCGAUAUCUCCAUCUCCCCCAAGAACUCACCGAAGAAAUACUUUCAAGACUUGCGGUGAAAUCUCUCCUGAGAUUCAGGUGCGUUUCAAAGUCAUGGUGCUCUCUGAUUGACAGCGAACGAUUCAUCAAAACUCACCUCCAAAAUUCAUCUAGAAACACAGCUUUUUCCCAUCACAGGCUCAUUAAUAUUCUUAAGAAUUCUAAGAAGUUGUUCGAUGAUGAGAUGAGUUCAUGGUCGGAGUCCGUUCGUAUGGUGGGGUGCUGUAAUGGGCUGGUUUGUUGCUGCAUUAAUCUCAAGAAAGGGCGUUUCUUAUUGUGGAAUCCUGCCACCAGAAUCUCCAAGGAAUUGCCACAGUUGAUAAUAGAGAAUGGAGACUUGCCAUACCCCAUAUAUGGGUUCGGUUGGGAUGAAUCGAGCGGCGCAUACAAGGUGUUUGUGAUUUUUUGUAGUGGUAGAAAGUUUAUGGGAAAGGUUUAUAGUUCAAACACAAAUUCAUGGAAAACAGUCGAGUUUUGUGAUUUCCGUUGGAUAUAUGGUAAUGCGCAGUUUGUGAGCGGAAAGCUUCAUUGGGUCAGUAAGAAUAACGAUGAGAUGAAUGUUUUUGAAAUUGUUACAUUCGAUUUGAAGAAAGAGGAGUUUGGAGUGAUGAAGCUUCCAUGUGACCAAGCAUCAGUACUGCGCUUGGGCGUGAACGAGGGUCGCCUUACCAUGAUUUGUAGAAAGAAGAUAAUGAAGCACGCCAUUGAUGUGUGGGUAAUGAAGCAGGAUUGUUGGGUGAAAGUGAUGGAUGUUGUUGUUUAUGAUCCUUGUGAAAUUCUUCCAUCCGUAGCCCCAUUUUGCGCAGUCUACGAUGCGGAGAUUCGGCUAGUUCGUGGAUCGAAUUUUAAGCUCUACGAUCAAGCACGAGAUGAUAUGCGUUUGCAGAUAAAGAAAAUUAGAGCUUCCUUGCAAGCGCAUCUCUACAUCGAAAGUUUAGUCUCUCCAGUCCCCGACAAGAACCUUUGCCGAGCGAUUUGA
Molecule: messenger RNA, 1038 nt
Organism: Salvia miltiorrhiza (redroot sage)
Lineage: Eukaryota; Viridiplantae; Streptophyta; Magnoliopsida; Lamiales; Lamiaceae
Product: F-box/kelch-repeat protein At3g23880-like
Exons: 1
Coding region: 1-1038 (345 amino acids)
Molecular function (GO): protein binding
Source: RefSeq, a predicted model, not a curated record